Molecule: messenger RNA, 5429 nt
Organism: Formica exsecta
Lineage: Eukaryota; Metazoa; Arthropoda; Insecta; Hymenoptera; Formicidae
Product: protein SMG7-like
Exons: 7
Coding region: 967-4485 (1172 amino acids)
Biological process (GO): nuclear-transcribed mRNA catabolic process, nonsense-mediated decay
Cellular component (GO): telomerase holoenzyme complex
Molecular function (GO): telomeric repeat DNA binding; protein binding; telomerase RNA binding
Source: RefSeq, a predicted model, not a curated record
GAAUCUUAACAAAAUAAUUACGUAUUUACUUUUUUAUGCCGUUGCCACAGAUACUGAAGGUGCUUCAAAUAUUCGCCUAAACGCAGUCUCGUAGAAAUAUUCAACAUUUUCAAAAAUUAAUCUAUAACCUCAUGUGCGCGUGAAAUAAAUAAUGUGCAUUGUAUAUUACAAAUAUUUAUGUUAGAAAUGAAUCACUGGCAUUUAAAACAGUCUCGUUCGUAAAAAAAGAGCUUUUAUCUUUCCGGUUUUUUUUCUUUCAUUAUAUAUAUAAUCGAAAAUAAUUUCGGAAAAUAGUCCGCGACGAGCGCGACGCAGAUUUUUCUCCGAAUGUAUCGAGAUGAGCUUCCAUCUGUCAACGGUUGGAGGCGUUAAUAGGCUGACAGCUGUCCAGAAAUGCGUGUAAGUUAUUCAAUCGGCGAAUUUUCAGAUCGCGAUAUCAUUUCCUCGAGUUUUGCCGCCACGCAAUAAUUUCCACCCCCUCCUUCAUCUCUCUCGCAAAACACAUACAUUUACAUACACGUAUCUACGGUAUAAGAAAAGAAAAAAAAAACGUACAUAUUACAGCACGUAUAACCUUAAUGGCGAUUUCAUGACAAGCUACAUGACAGUUGAUAUGAGUUGUCGAUUCUUUCGCGAAAGAUUAUUGCAUCUAGCAGAAGUCACACGCAAUUAGCAAGGUGUCGCGCGGAUUAAAUCGCCGGGUUAGGUUAGGUUAGGAUUGGGUGAGGGUGGGUUUUCGUACUUUGCACGAGUCGCGCUUAUUUGUACUUUUAGUACGCUGAAAAAAAAAAAUGGCGUCCACUUAAUCAACUUUCCGCUGAACGCGAGUCGUGAUCUGUUUUGAUUGAGUUGUGUUGUUGCCGCUUGAGAAAUCGAUGAUGAUGAAACUAGGAUAAGGAUAUUAACAAUUGUGAAUAAAACUGUAGGUGAAGGACGUCGCAUUUGAUCGUUCUGGGAAGACAGAAUAUGGGCCUAAAGGCAGCUGUUCAGGCUCUGAAGAAAGCGGAACCAUUGAAAGAUAAGGUCCAACGCUGCAAGGAUUUGUUGAAUGAUAAUGACGCCUGGGUAUGUCAGCAGCAGUUGCAAAAAAUAUACCAACAGGUCCUCAUACUGGAUUUGGAAUACGCCCUGGAUAGGAAAGUAGAGCAAGAGCUGUGGAAUCUUGGAUUUAAGAACUAUAUAGCGACUCUGCAGUCACAGGCCAAGGACAGGAAGAAUCCCAAGCGUGGUGAAUCGCAAGCGUUGCUCAGCUGGUGCUUAGAGGCGGCUAGCGGGUUUUAUUUGACCUUGCUGCAAGAAAUUUGCACUGUAUUUGAUUUGGAUCUACCAUUUAGAAGGAAAGGUUAUGUAUAUGGGUGCACAUCCCCAUGGAAGGCUGUUGAAAAAUUAUCCCCGCCUCACAAGUCAUCUUGUUUUUAUGCUUGCCAAUAUUGCCUUGUACAUCUGGGUGAUAUUGCACGAUAUAGAAAUGAAAGCAAGCAAGCUGAGAUGUUUUAUAGACAUGCCGUUUCGUUAUCACCAUCCAGUGGGCAGCCUUAUAAUCAAUUGGCGCUCUUGGAAGCAUCCCGUGGUGACAAAUUAGGAACGGUGUUUCAUUAUGCACGUUCGGUAGCUGUCAAGCAUCCAUUUCCCGUCGCCAUGGCAAAUCUCGCCACGACUCUGUCCUCCGCCUUGAACGACAAAUCUUUCAAUAUCGACGGCAAGACCAAAUUGAACUCGCAGGAGUAUAUCGCUGUCUUUCUGAAACUUCACGGAAUAAUUCACAAUUUUGGCGAUUUGAAGCUUGCGUGCUCGUACAGUAAACAGUUGACAGAAACGUUAACCGCGUUGGUUGCCACCGAGAGUUUCAGUCCAUGGAUGCUGAUACAGAUGUUGGUAAUCAAUCUAUAUGCUCUGCAACAUGCGACCGGAGUUGGCACUGAUAGCACAGAAUCGUUCAGAAACGAGCAAUUGACCAACGAUGAAAAACUGGCCCGUGACUGUAUAUUGGACCUAAUUGCGGGCACUCUGUCUGCUUUGUUGUUACCCGUUUAUACGAUAAAAAGCUCUAUCAUCGAGUACUUCGCGUUGCCUUCUAUAAAACUGUGCCUUGAUUGGAUCAACAUAAAACCCACGGUUUUGGAGGAAGUUGCUUUUACAUCAAGAUUACAGAUAUGGCCCAGCCUCUGUGUGCUUUUGAAUGCUCUGCAAAAUUGUGUGGUGGAUUUUAAGCAUGACGAGUAUGCUGUAGUGCCACUGCCAGAAGAUCGCGACCUUCAGGGUUUCUUACCAUUGGAAAAGAGUUUCGAAAGUCUCAGAUUCACGAAUACUGCGCUAGAAGGCGACAUCGCGAUGUUAAACAAAUUGCGGGCCGUACGCAUUCUGCAUUUGGGCCGUUGUCUCACUCAAAAUCGAAUCAAUGGAUCUGCGCCAAUCUCGAUUACGAUAGAGGAGAAAACAGGCGAUAGCAAAUUCACAUCCACAAGCAAUGGCGCUGGACCCAGCAAUGAAUUGAUGAAGGAACUCGAAGAACUUAGCCUGAAUAAGGAAUCGAAACAAUUGAACACUUCGAUGAGCCCGGUACUGUCUGAAGCAGCUAGUAGCAAAAGUUCUGUGGAAACUGACGUCGAGAUUUCGGCAGAUAAGAAGAUUUUUCAAGGCAUCCUUAAGCCCCAAGGUUCCUUAGAACGGAACCGAGACUCGGUAACAAGCGUCAUAGAAACGAGCGGCGGCGAGGCGUGUUCUCUUCCGUGCGCAAGGAAACCGCGGCAAAAUAUAGCAAUGCAGGCAAUUAUGCGGCGCGCGGAGUCUGAGCAAAAACAGGUGACGUUCAAGAAUAUAUCACCUGUGAUCGUCGAAGAAGAGAAUGAUAAGAAGGUGAAAGCAGCGAUUGCUCCGAUCAAUACUUCCAUAGCGAAUAAACCGGCACCGAUUUUAGAGAUGCCUAAAGCUAACGAAACUUCCAAUGCAAACACUCUCGUUAGCGCUUCAAAUCGACUAUCAGCAAUGCCGCUCGCUCCAUCCGCCGGUUCGCAGAGCCAGUCCGCAUUGGUUCAGGGUCAGCAGAGACCUGUGAAAUUGCCGCCUAACAUUCCCAUGCCCGCUCAAUUGGUAGUAGUCAAAGAGCAACAAACUCAACAAGUUGCUCAGCAAAUGCUCCCGCAAUUACACACCAGUGGCAUGGCGGCGAGUCAACAGACCCCGACGUUGGGACCGGUUUGCUAUCCGACUCAAUCGUUUAACGCACAGAAUCCGCAAUUUGCCAACAACUUUAUGACGAAUCGACCACCGUUGACGCCGAACGCGCCACAUUAUCAGAUACAGGGACAACUUAGUAACAAUGGACAACCUAUUUCCACAAUACCGCAGGGCAUCAACGGAAUACAUCAUUCGAUCAAUCAGAGCAGACCAUUACAUCAGAGGAUGCCACAGAACGUGUCCCAUAGUCCUGCGCAGAUGUUACAGCAAAACUUGCGAUUAGGUUCGCCCGCUCAGCCAAGCAUGUUGCCGCAAAAUAUGAAUCUGCCAGCGAGUAAUAUGGGGCUACAAGCAAGCAUAAACGUGGAGCAACAGAAUCACGCCAUUGGAUUGCAACAGCAACAACAGAAUAUGAUGCAGAGCAAUUCUAGAUCGAAUAGCAUGCAUAAUCAAUUGAAUAUGAAUGGUAGUUCAAGUAUGGCAAAUGUAUCGACGAUGAUGUCGACAUUGUCCAUAUACGAGAAGGAACCCCAACAACCCAAUUUAACAACGCUGGUCAAUUCGCAGAGUCCAACGAGCGGAUCUAACUUUCAACUUAAUUUCAAUCAGAACCACUUUAAUCGAAAUCAAACUUUCGUCGGUCAGGGCUCAUUGCCGCAAAGUCAGCCAUCGCCGUCGUUUUAUAAAAAUAAUUCCGACGCGAUGGAUUUUCAAUUCCCGAAUCAGACUAAGAUAGUUAACAAGACUCAACAACCACAGCAACAGCCAGUGACGAAUAAUUAUAACAUGUUCUGCAAUUACGAGCCGACAGAGCACUUUAACUUGUGGAGGGACAGCCGACCGCCCCAACCGCCGAUCGCUUGGUGGGGUUCGUCUGGUAAUACCGCGGCUCAGAUGCAUAUGAAGGAUUCCACUGUUAACGAUAAUGCAUUCUCAAACUGGAGUGAUUCGUCUGUCCUCGGAAAUAUGGCAAGUAGGGUGCCGCUGACGCCUGGUAAAAAUUAUCAGCAGCAACAGCAAAACGGACAACACGGCAGACAUCUUAUGACAGGAAAUAAUUUCGAGGAUUCCAGAUUGUUUGAACUCGAGCAGAAACCUUCUCAACCCGUGAGUACCGGCAAUACUUAUUCCUUGUUCAGCAGUAAUACAUGGAGCACCGUUAAUACGCCGAUCAAUACGAAUUCAACUGGUCAAGACCAGAUGAAGGCACGACUCCAUCAGCAGUCUCUAUGGUCUGGACCGGGUCCUUCCCCGUUAGAGCGGCUUCUCGAGCAACAAAAGUCGCUACGCGAGGGCGGGACCACUUGAAGAGACGCGCCGGAGUCCAUUAAAGAAGGCCAAGCAGUGUAAUAUCGCAUUCAGCGUAUGCCGAUUUAAGUAAUCACACAAGUGUAUGCGCGGCGGCGAAAAAUCACUUAAUUAUUCGAUGAGAGAAAUGCGCAAAAUUCUCAAAAGUAUGUAGAAAGAGCGGAUACUGAGCUCGACUAUAAGAUGCAGCCUGUUAUCCUCGUGGCAUUAUGAUAUGCGCAGAGGUAAUAUAAUCUUCAUUUAUUUUGUAAUUGCAUGUGAGAAAUCUGCAGACACAUUACGUGGUUUUCGGAUUUCUUGCAAAUUAAGAAAAGCGAGACGAGAUAUGAGCAACGAGAGACGGCGAUUUAACCUCAAUUUAUUAAUUUCUAUGGGAAUAAAAUAGGCAAGCAACAAGGGGAAAAAAAUUAUUAGAGGUGCAAAAUGCAGUAGCUCUUAACAUACAUUAAAUUAGAACGCAGGAAAUAAAUGAAAACGUAGAUGUUAAUUACAAGCGAGAGGCGCGUGAAUUUUGUGUUUUGCUGAUGUAUUUAGAAAAUUCGCAAUAAACAUGAAUGAUUUAUCAAAAUCACCUACAUUAUAUCAGCGAUGCAUGUUGUUUUGUUCUUGUAAUUUUGCAGCAACUUGAAUGCUGAAACAAAUCCUAUAUUUAAAAAUUAGAUGGACAAACGAUAAUAAUGUUGGUUGAACACUUCGUUUUCAAUGUAACAGCUUUAUUUCACAUUAUAUAAAAAUAUUUCAUUAACAAGUUUUCUUUCUGUAAUAUUAUAUAUGUAAGUAAUAUCACGUAUAUAUAACAUAAGCACAUAAUACGUACACAUUGCGAAGUGUUCCUUCGUUUUGUCACAACAAGUUUUUAAAAUUCUCAUUUUAGAUCAAUUCUGAUAUCGUUCUAUUUUACUAAGAGAAUAUAAGAGAUGUAGCAAAUAAACAAAAUAAGAUUA